Messenger RNA from Mycena citricolor, 3701 nucleotides. NCBI's taxonomy places the organism in Eukaryota, Fungi, Basidiomycota, Agaricomycetes, Agaricales, Mycenaceae. The record is from the annotation of a GenBank genome assembly.
CGACAUCAUGAGGAUCGAGGAGCUCGUCCUCGAAGGGUUCAAGUCCUAUCCCGUCCGGACGCAAAUCACGGGAUGGGACGAAUCGUUCAACGCGAUUACAGGCCUCAACGGAACGGGGAAGUCCAACAUCCUCGACGCGAUUAGUUUCGUCUUGGGGCUCACGAAUAUGGCUACGAUGCGCGCGUCGAACCAGGCCGAGCUCAUCUACAAGCGCGGGCAGGCUGGCGUCACUAAAGCCAGCGUCACCAUCGUUUUCGACAACAAGGACGUUAGCAAGAGUCCCUCGGGGUAUGAGUCGUACAAGCAGAUCACAGUGACGCGUCAGCUGUCGCUCCCGAACACGUCGAAGUACCUGCUGAACGGACACAAAGUCACCCAACAGGCGGUUCAAUCGCUCUUCCAGUCCGUGCAACUCAAUAUCAACAACCCGAACUUCGUCAUUAUGCAGGGCAAGAUCACCAAGGUCCUGAAUAUGCGGCCCCAAGAGAUCCUGGGGAUGGUCGAAGAAGCGGCCGGCACGCGUAUGUUCGAGGACCGCAAAGACAAGGCGAUCAAGACGAUGGCGAAGAAGGAGAAGAAAGUGCAGGAGAUCGAGACCCUGCUCCAGGAGGAGAUCACGCCCAAGCUCGACAAACUCCGGAAAGAGAAGAAGAAGCUACUCGAGUUCCAAAAGGCCGAGUCGGAGCUGCAGAACAAGGAGCGGCAGCUGAGGGCCUGGGAAUGGCAGGACGCCCGGAAGCAAGUGAAGCAGCGACAGAAGGACAUCUCGAAACACGAGGGAGACUCGAAGGUGCAGGAAGGAAAGAAGGAUGGGCUGCAGGAGGAGUGUGACGAUGCGGAGAAACAGAAGGCAGCAGUCGAAGAGCAGCGAAACAAAGAACAGAAGAAGGGAGGCAAGUUAGGCAAGCUGGAAGAAUCUGCCGCUGCCUUGGACAAGGAACUCGUCAAGUUUGGGACGCAGGUGGAAAUCAAGAAGUCAUCGAUUCAGGAGGAAGGAAAACGCGUGAAGACUCUUGAGGAUGAACUCGUAGAGCUCGGAAAUGCCGUUGAAGCCAAGAAGGCUGAAGCUGCAGCCGUGAGCGCCAAGUACGCCAAGGUCAAGGCUACGCACGACGAGAUGGAGGGCAAGCUCACCAACUCGGAAGAGCUGCUCCAAAGUCUGUUGACAGGGCUCUCGAACAAGGACAAGGCAGUUGGCGGGGGUGGCUACAUGGGCCAGCUCGCUGCCGCCCGGCAGCAGGUGACGCAGGCCGAAGCAGAGCAAAAGCAGAAUCGUGUGAAGCUAGACAUGAGCCUUACCGAGCUGAAAGGGCUGGAAACGCGAUACAAAGCUUUGGAGCGGGAGGCAGGUGAUGCUCAGCGCCGGCUUGAAGCUAUGCGGUCGACGGUACAAAGCUGUCGGCAGAAGAUAGCUCAGUGCGCUUGGGACGCAGAGAAAGAGAGCGAGAGCGAAACUAGACUGAAGGAGAUCAGGGGACAAGUGCGAACCCUAGAAUCUAACAAAGAACGUAUCCAACAGGGGUUAGCUAGUCUCGACUUCCAGUACGAUCUCGGGCCACAGUUUGACCGACGAAAAGUCAAAGGUCGUGUGGCUCUCCUGCUGAAGCUCAUCGAAGAAAACUAUCCCGCUGCGCAGGCCUUAGAAGUGGCCUCGGGGAAUAAACUGUACAGCAUCAUCGUCGACGACGAGCAUGUCGGCAAAGCUCUGGUCGGCAGUCGACUGCAGAAACGAAUCAACGUCAUCCCGCUCACCAAGAUUCAAGCGCGGACGAUAGCACCCGGGAAAUGGAGCGCAGCACAACAGAUCGGCGGCUCGCAAGUCAAGACGGCACUGUCACUUGUGCAAUACCCCAGCAACGUCUCCAAAGCGAUGGAAUUCGUGUUCAGCGACACGCUCAUCUGUGAUACGCCCGACGUCGCGAAGCAGGUCACCUUUGCAGACAACGUGCGACUCCGAUCGGUCACGCUCGCCGGCGACGUCUACGAUCCCUCGGGCACUUUGUCGGGUGGCUCAGCCCCGAACGCCACGGGCCUAUUGAUCAAGGUGCAGGAGUACAUCGCUGCGGAGGAGGAACUAGAUGCUGCUCGUCAGCAACUGCAGGAUCUCGAGAGGGAGCUGGGCAAGUCGGAGAAGGUUCGGGAAGAGUGGAAGGUCCGCGUCAAAGAACUGGAUAUGAAGGAACACGAGCUCAGAUUGAUGGAGGAGCAGUUGCAAGGAAGCAACGCGGCACAACUCGAAGUCCAGAUCGCGACCCUCAAGAAGACGAUCCAAGAGCUCGAGGAAGGGACAAGUUCUGCGCAGGACCGGCAGAAACAGGCCGAGGCCGAGUGUGUCAAGCUCCAACGUGACAUGGACGAGUUCAAGAACAACAAAGAGGGCAAGAUCGACGAGCUUAAAGCCGAGAUCUUGAAGCAGAAGUCGGCCCUGCAGAAACAUUCCGUCGGGCUCAAGCUCCAGCAGAAAGAAGAUCAGACUGCCAGGCUCGAGCUCGAGCAAAUGGACGCUGACAUUGAGAGCACGAAGGAAUCGGUGCAAGAAGCCGUUGAUAGCGUGGACACGUUGAAGAAAGAGCUAGAGCAGCUUGAGAAACAGCUUGCCAAGAAACAGAGGGAUUACGACGAAGCGUCCCGAAAGCUAAAUGAAGAACGCGCGACCCUCAAGCGCUUCGAUAAGGAGCUACAGGAGCUCGACAAAGUCAUCAAAGCGAGGAAAACGGCCAUGCACGAUAUCGAUCUCGUCAUCCAGAAGAUCGGUAUUCAGAUAACGGGCUUCAAGAAGGACAUCACAGCGUCUUCGAACUACAUCGCGCAGCUGGAGAAGGAGCAUGACUGGAUCCAGGUCGAGAAAGACCAAUUCGGGAAGCCGGGAGGGCUUUUUGACUUUGCCGGGACGAAUCCUGUCGAGCUCAAGACUCAAGUGGAGCAGUUGAUGCAAAAGAGCAAGGGCAUGAAGAAAACGAUCAAUCCGAAGGUCCUUGCGAUGAUCGAUACUGUGGAGAAGCGGGAGUCCAGUUUGAAGAAGAUGCUGAGCACAGUGGUCAAAGACAAGGAAAAGAUCGAGUACACCAUCGCGGAACUGGACCGGUUCAAGCGAGAGGCGCUGGAGACGACCUGGAAGAAAGUCGACGGCGAUUUUGGCGGGAUCUUCGCUGAGCUUUUGCCCGGAAACUUUGCCAAGCUGCAGCCGCCAGACGGCCAAGAUCUGAUGGAUGGACUCGAGGUUAAGGUGCAGUUGGGCAAAGUGUGGAAGCAGAGUCUUACGGAGCUGAGUGGAGGGCAACGCUCGCUCAUCGCGCUGUCCCUGAUAAUGUCGCUGCUGCAGUUCAAGCCGGCCCCGAUGUACAUCCUGGACGAGAUCGACGCGGCGCUCGAUCUGUCGCACACCCAGCACAUCGGGCAGCUCUUCCGCACGCGCUUCAAGGGCUCUCAGUUCAUCGUCGUCUCGCUGAAGGAGGGCCUGUUCACGAAUGCCAACGUUCUCUUCCGGACGAGGUUCCGGGACGGGACGUCCAUUGUCGAGCGGACGAGCGAGAGGACGGAAAGGUAGCACUGAGGGGGUUGUACAUAGUUUAUUGUAUUGUAUCAUCUGCUGUUAUAUCAUAUCGGUCUUCUGUAAAUGGGGUCAUGACUCGUCAGGGAAGGGCAGAGAAGGGCGAUGUCUGAAGAGAGAGAUGGAGAGAGAGAGCUCAGAGAGAGCUCAG